CAAAGCAAAGAAUACGUUAAACCAACUGCUGAAGUUGUUCAACUUGAAUCAAGUGUUGCCUUAAAGAUUGUUAAACACGCGUCAGAGCAAUAUCCUCACACUGCUGCAGGUCCAUUGCUAGGUGUUGAUUUACAAACUGGGUUAUUAAAGAUUUCACAUUCAUAUUCAUACCCAUCAUCAAGUGAAGAAGGUACUCCAUUACGUAUUAGAAGUAAUGUUAAAUAUCAAGAUGAAUUAGUUGCACAAUUGAAAGAAAACAAAUUGGCUGUUCAAUUAAUGGGAUGGUAUCAAGCCUCAAAUUCUGGUAAAUUUAUUAAUGAAUCAGUUUUAGAAAGUUUAGCAUCAAAUCAAUUGAAAAAUAAUAAUUCAAUUUUAUUAAUUCAUGAUUCAUCAAAGGCUAAAUAUGGUGUCCUAAGUCUAAGAGCUUUUAGAUUAACUGAACAAUUCUUAAAAGUUUAUAUCAAGAAUGAUUAUCAUCUUGAAACAAUUAAUGAAGCAGAAUUAACUUAUGAUACAAUUUUAGAAGAAAUACCUGUCAAGAUUCAUAAUAAUCAUUUAAUUUCAUUAUAUUUAGCAGGAUUAGGACAAGAUCAUUUUAACAAAACUGAAUUAUUAUCAUCAAAUUCAUCGAAAACUUCAAUUAUUGAACAAAAUGUUGAAAAUUUAAUUGAAUCAGUUGAUGAUUUAGGUAAUUUCUACUAUCAUUUGUUGAAGAAAAGAAGUACACAACCGGAACCAAGUUUCCAAGAUUGGUUAUUCACCACAGGUAGAAUAGAAUAUAAUAAUGAUGAUGUUCAACAACAAAUCAUGAGUCAAUUUUUGACAGAUUCAUCAAUUAGACCAUGA
Hansenula anomala is the source of this 846-nucleotide messenger RNA. RefSeq lists its product as uncharacterized. The record is from RefSeq and is a predicted model, not a curated record. The transcript has 2 exons. Gene Ontology annotation, molecular function: protein binding; translation initiation factor activity; metallopeptidase activity. Gene Ontology annotation, cellular component: eukaryotic translation initiation factor 3 complex; cytosol; eukaryotic 43S preinitiation complex. NCBI's taxonomy places the organism in Eukaryota, Fungi, Ascomycota, Saccharomycetes, Phaffomycetales, Wickerhamomycetaceae. The annotation marks the transcript as partial.